This is a messenger RNA of Verruconis gallopava, 573 nucleotides long. RefSeq lists its product as uncharacterized. Lineage: Eukaryota; Fungi; Ascomycota; Dothideomycetes; Venturiales; Sympoventuriaceae. The coding region runs from base 1 to 573 and encodes 190 amino acids. The transcript is spliced from 2 exons. The record is from RefSeq and is a predicted model, not a curated record.
AUGACAGAGACGGCGCUUUUUGUGAUUGACAUUCAGAAUGAUCUGGCGGGCUGCGCCGACACCGAAAUCCCCGACGCACAACGGAUCCGCGACGCAGCAGCGACACUCCUCAAAAACAGUCGGAGUGUCAUCAGAGACGCCGUGGAAAAGGACAAGAUCCCAUCGAUCACGCUCGCCUUUGUUCAACACGAGGAAAGUCCGGACAAGGGUCUCUUGAACAAAGGAACCAAGCCGUGGGAGUUGGUAUUCCCUCCGUCGGCAACGAACGCUUGCGAGCAACUUGUCUCCAAAACCACAAGUGACACGUUUGAGUCGAACCCCGGACUUGCCGCAGAGCUGAGGACCAAGGGAGUCAAGAAUAUCGUAGCCUUUGGCAUUCAAAGCGAGUUUUGCGUGCUCGAGACAUGCAGGGGAGCACGACGGGCUGGGUUCAACGUCACCUUGCUUUCCGGCGCGCAUUCGACGUACGACACAAAGACUAGGACAGCGCUUGAGAUUGAGAGGGAUGUUGAGAACCAACUCAAGCAUGAAGGCGUCACAGUCGUGGAUUGGGUCGAGUGGCAGCUGGCGUAA